UGUCUAGUCGGUGGUGGGGGUGUAUCAUUGGUGCAAAGGAGGACGAAACAAGGGAAUAUUGGCUGAAUUUCUCCGCACUUGGAGUACAGUUUUUGUCCCGCUGGAUAUCAGUUAAUUCGCCUUAAAAGUUGCGCACGGUUUAUUAACAUCUCCAUCUGGUGGCCAGUGUCUGAGCUCAGAUCAGCAGCAGCGGUGGCAGCGAUGGCACAGCGGAGCGGGCAGGAGGACCCGGAGCGCUACCUGUUCGUGGACCGGGCGGUGGUGUACAACCCGGCGCAGCAGGCCGACUGGACGGCCAAGAAGCUGGUCUGGAUCCCCUCGGAGCGCCAUGGCUUCGAGGCGGCCAGCAUACGCGAGGAGCGCGGCGAGGAGGUGCUGGUGGAGCUGGCCGAGAACGGCAAGAAGGCCUCGGUCAACAAGGACGAUAUUCAGAAGAUGAACCCGCCCAAGUUCAGCAAGGUGGAGGACAUGGCCGAGCUCACCUGCCUCAACGAGGCCUCGGUGCUGCACAACCUCAAGGACCGCUACUACUCCGGCCUCAUCUACACAUAUUCAGGACUUUUUUGUGUAGUCAUAAACCCCUACAAAAACCUCCCCAUCUACUCAGAGAACAUCAUCGAGAUGUAUCGGGGCAAGAAACGGCACGAGAUGCCGCCACACAUCUACGCCAUCUCAGAGUCCGCCUACAGGUGUAUGCUUCAAGAUCGUGAGGACCAAUCAAUUCUUUGCACAGGUGAAUCAGGUGCAGGCAAGACAGAAAACACCAAGAAGGUGAUCCAGUACCUCGCCUACGUCGCCUCCUCACAUAAAGGAAGAAAAGACCAUAACAUUCCACCAGAGUCGCCAAAAGCAGUGAAACUACAGAGUGGAUCCCUUUUUUAUGGCGAGCUUGAACGACAGCUCCUACAAGCCAACCCCAUCCUGGAGUCCUUCGGAAACGCCAAGACGGUCAAGAACGAUAACUCGUCACGUUUCGGAAAGUUCAUCCGAAUCAACUUUGAUGUCACUGGAUACAUCGUCGGGGCCAAUAUUGAAACUUACCUUUUGGAAAAAUCCAGAGCCAUCCGCCAAGCCAAAGACGAGCGCACCUUCCACAUCUUCUACCAGCUGCUGUCGGGGGCUGGGGAGCACCUCAAAUCGGAUCUGCUGCUGGAGGGCUACAACAGCUACCGCUUCCUGAACAACGGAAACGUCACCAUCCCCGGGCAGCAGGACAAGGACAACUUCCAGGAGACCAUGGAGGCCAUGCGCAUCAUGAGUUUCAACAACGACGAGAUCCUGGCCAUGCUGAAGGUGGUGUCUUCUGUGCUACAGUUUGGCAACAUCAGUUUCAAGAAGGAGAGGAACACAGACCAGGCCUCCAUGCCUGAAAAUACAGCUGCUCAAAAGCUCUGUCACCUGCUCGGCAUGAAUGUGAUGGAGUUCACGCGCGCUAUCCUGUCGCCCAGGAUUAAAGUGGGCCGCGACUACGUCCAGAAGGCACAGACCAAGGAACAGGCGGACUUUGCAGUGGAGGCUCUGGCCAAGGCCACAUAUGAGCGGUUGUUCCGCUGGCUAGUGCACCGCAUCAACAAAGCCCUGGACCGGACCAAGCGGCAGGGAGCCUCCUUCAUCGGCAUCCUGGACAUUGCUGGCUUUGAAAUCUUCCAGUUGAAUUCCUUCGAGCAGCUAUGCAUCAACUACACCAACGAGAAGCUCCAGCAGCUGUUCAACCACACCAUGUUCAUCCUGGAGCAGGAGGAGUACCAGAGGGAGGGCAUCGAGUGGAACUUCAUCGACUUUGGCCUGGACCUGCAGCCUUGCAUUGACCUCAUCGAAAGACCUGCGCAUCCCCCGGGUGUGUUGGCCCUGCUGGACGAGGAGUGCUGGUUCCCCAAGGCCACCGACAAGACCUUUGUGGACAAGCUGAUGCAGGAGCAGGGCACCCACACCAAGUUCCAGAAGCCCAAGCAGCUCAAGGACAAGGCCGACUUCUCCAUCAUACACUACGCGGGACGAGUGGACUACAAGGCUGACGAGUGGCUGAUGAAGAACAUGGACCCUCUGAACGACAACGUGGCCACGCUCCUACACCAGUCCACCGACAAGUUUGUGGCAGAGCUCUGGAAAGACGUGGACCGUAUUGUGGGUCUGGACCAGGUGGCAGGCAUGAACGAGACGACGUUUGGUGCCACGUAUAAGACCAAGAAAGGCAUGUUCCGCACAGUGGGCCAGCUCUACAAGGAGUCCCUCACCAAACUCAUGGCCACGCUCAGGAACACCAACCCCAACUUUGUCCGCUGUAUCAUCCCCAACCACGAGAAAAGAGCGGGUAAGCUGGACCCCCAUCUGGUGCUGGAUCAGCUGAGGUGCAACGGUGUGCUGGAGGGCAUCCGUAUCUGCAGACAGGGCUUCCCCAACAGAAUCGUCUUCCAGGAGUUCAGACAGAGGUAUGAGAUCCUUACGCCCAAUGCCAUUCCCAAGGGCUUCAUGGAUGGAAAACAGGCUUGUGAGCGAAUGAUCAGAGCCUUGGAGCUGGACGCUAACCUGUACCGGAUCGGGCAGAGCAAAAUCUUCUUCAGGACAGGAGUUCUCGCCCACCUGGAGGAGGAGCGCGACCUGAAGAUCACAGACAUCAUCAUCUACUUCCAGUCCGUAUGCAGAGGAUACAUCGCGCGCAAGGCCUUCGCCAAGAAGCAGCAGCAGCUGAGCGCUCUGAAGGUUCUACAGAGGAACUGUGCUGCGUACCUCAAACUACGACACUGGCAAUGGUGGCGGCUAUUUACCAAGGUGAAGCCGCUGCUGCAGGUGACGCGCCAGGAGGAGGAGAUGCAGGCCAAGGAGGAGGAGCUGAUCAAGGUGAAGGAGCGCCAGAGCAAAGUGGAGACCGAGCUGGUGGAGAUGGAGAAGAAGCACCAGCAGCUCCUGGAGGAGAAGAACAUCCUGGCGGAGCAGCUGCAGGCGGAGACGGAGCUGUUUGCGGAGGCGGAGGAGAUCCGCGCCCGGCUGGUGGCCAAGAAGCAGGAGCUGGAGGAGAUCCUGCACGACCUGGAGUCCCGCGUGGAGGAGGAGGAGGAGCGCAACCAGGCCCUCACCGACGAGAAGAAGAAGAUGCAGUCGCACAUACAGGACCUGGAGGAGCAGCUGGAUGAGGAGGAGGCGGCCCGUCAGAAGCUUCAGCUGGAGAAGGUGACGGCUGAGGCCAAGAUCAAGAAGAUGGAGGAGGACAUCCUGCUGCUGGAGGACCAGAACUCCAAGUUCCUCAAGGAGAAGAAGCUGCUGGAGGACCGCGUGGGAGAGAUGACGUCCCAGCUGGCCGAGGAGGAGGAGAAGGCCAAGACCCUGGGCAAGGUCAAGAACAAGCAGGAGAUGAUGAUGGUGGAUCUGGAAGAGCGUCUGAAGAAAGAAGAGAAGACGCGGCAGGAGCUGGAGAAGGCCAAGCGGAAGCUGGACAGCGAGACCACGGACCUGUCGGACCAGAUCGCAGAGCUGCAGGCCCAGAUAGACGAGCUGAAGGUGCAGCUGGCCAAGAAGGAAGAGGAGCUCCAGACUACCCUGGCCAGGAGUGAUGAGGAGGCGGCCCAGAAGAACAACGCCCUGCGGCAGGUGCGGGAGCUGCAGGCCCAGCUGGCCGAGCUGCAGGAGGACCUGGAGUCGGAGCGCGCGUCCCGCAACAAGGCCGAGAAGCACAAGAGGGACCUGGGCGAGGAGCUGGAGGCCCUCAAGACCGAGCUGGAGGACACGCUGGACACCACCGCUGCACAGCAGGAGCUCAGGACCAAACGUGAGCAGGAAGUGGCGGAGUUGAAGAAGGCCAUCGAUGAGGAGGCCAAGAACCACGAGGCCAUGAUCCAGGAGAUGAGGCAGAGGCACGGCACCGCGCUGGAGGAGCUAUCGGAGCAGCUGGAACAGGCCAAGCGGUUCAAGGCCAACCUGGAGAAGAACAAACAGACGUUGGAGAGCGACAACCGGGAGCUGUCCAACGAGCUGAAGAGUCUGCAGCAGGCCAAGGUGGACUCGGAACACAAGAGGAAGAAGCUGGAGACGCAGUUCCAGGAGAUGAUGGGCCGCGCCACCGAGGGCGACAGGGUCAAGACGGAGCUGACCGACCGCACACACAAACUACAGACGGAACUGGACAACGUGUCCACAUUGCUGGAGGAUGCGGAGAAGAAGGGAAUCAAACUGGCCAAGGAUGCUGCCAGCCUUGAGAGCCAGCUGCAGGAUACCCAGGAGUUGCUCCAAGAGGAGACUCGCCAGAAGUUGAACCUGAGCACCCGUAUCCGGCAACUGGACGAGGAGAAGAACACGCUGUUGGAGCAGCAAGAGGAGGAGGAGGAGUCCCGUAAGAACCUGGAGAAACAGCUGGCCACCUUACAAGCCCAGCUACUGGAGUCCAAGAAGAAGCUCGAGGACGACGUGGGGGCCAUGGAAGGCCUGGAGGAGGUGAAGCGCAAGCUCCAGAAGGACAUGGAGUGCACCAGCCAGCGCCUGGAGGAGAAGGUCAUCGCCUUCGACAAGAUGGAGAAGACCAAGAACAGGCUGCAGCAGGAGCUGGAUGACCUCAUGGUGGACCUUGACCACCAGAGGCAGAUCGUCUCCAACCUUGAGAAGAAGCAGAAGAAGUUCGACCAGAUGCUGGCUGAGGAGAAGACCGUGUCAGCGCGGUACGCCGAGGAGCGGGAUAAGGCCGAGGCGGAGGCGCGGGAGAAGGACACCAAAGCCCUGUCCAUGGCCCGGGCGCUGGAGGAGGCCCUGGACGCCAAGGAGGAGCUGGAGAGGCUCAACAAGCAGCUCCGCACCGAGAUGGAGGACCUGAUGAGCUCCAAGGACGACGUGGGCAAGAACGUCCAUGAACUGGAGAAGUCCAAACGCACACUGGAGCAGCAGGUGGAGGAGAUGAGGACUCAGCUGGAGGAGCUGGAGGACGAGCUGCAGGCCACAGAGGACGCCAAGCUGCGUCUGGAGGUCAACAUGCAGGCCAUGAAGGCCCAGUUCGACAGGGACCUGCAGGCCAAAGACGAGCAGGGCGAGGAGAAGAGGAGGCAGCUCGUCAAACAGGUGCGGGAGAUGGAGGCAGAGUUGGAGGACGAGCGUAAGCAGCGAGCGCUGGCCGUGGCCGCCAAGAAGAAGCUGGAGAUGGACCUGAAGGACCUGGAGGCCCAGAUAGAGGCGGCCAACAAGGGCCGAGACGAGGCCAUCAAGCAGCUACGCAAACUCCAGGCCCAGAUGAAGGACUACCAGAGGGAGCUGGAGGAGGCGAGGGCGUCCCGCGACGAGAUCUUCGCCCAGUCGAAAGAGAACGAGAAGAAACUCAAGAGUCUGGAGGCCGAGAUUCUACAGCUCCAGGAGGACCUGGCUGCAUCAGAGAGGGCGCGGCGCCACGCCGAGCAGGAGAGGGACGAGCUGGCAGACGAGAUCUCCAACAGUGCCUCUGGCAAGUCUGCCUUGCUGGAUGAGAAGAGGAGGCUGGAGGCCCGCAUCGCCCAGCUAGAGGAGGAGCUGGAGGAGGAGCAGAGUAGCAUGGAGCUGCUCAACGACCGCUUCCGCAAAACCGCCAUGCAGGUGGACACGCUGAAUACGGAGCUGGCGGCGGAGCGCAGCACGGCCCAGAAGAGCGAGAACGCGCGCCAGCAGAUGGAGCGGCAGAACAAGGAGCUGAAGGCCAAGCUGCAGGAGAUGGAGGGCAGCGUGAAGAGCAAGUUCAAGGCCUCUAUCGCCGCCCUGGAGGCCAAGAUCACACAGCUGGAGGAGCAGCUCGAGCAGGAGGCCAAGGAGAGGGCAGCAGCCAAUAAGAUCGUGCGGCGUACGGAGAAGAAGCUGAAGGAGGUGUUCAUGCAGGUGGAGGACGAGCGCCGCCAUGCCGACCAGUUCAAGGAACAGAUGGAGAAGGCCAACUCGCGCAUGAAGGCCCUGAAGCGUCAGCUGGAGGAGGCGGAGGAGGAGGCCACGCGGGCCAACGCCAACCGCAGGAAACUGCAGAGGGAGCUGGACGACGCGACGGAGGCCAGCGAGGGACUCAGCCGAGAGGUCAACUCACUCAAGAACCGACUCAGGCGCGGCGGCCCAGUAGGCUUCUCAUCAGGCCGCUCGGGCUCGGGGCGCCGCCAGCUGCAGAUGGAGGAGGACGGCUCAGACGACGACGCAGACAGCAGAGCCAGCGACCACAAUGAGACGCCCGCCACCCCCGCCGAAUAGACCACCCAUCUCUCCCUCUCCUCUGCCACCCCGCCGAAUAGACCACCCAUCUAAUCUCCCCCGGCCGAAUAGACCAACCAUCUCUCCCCUGGCCGAACUGACCAACCUUCUCUCCCCUGCCCGCCACCUCAGCUGAGUAGAUCACCUAUCUGAUCUCCCUCCUGCCUCCCCCAACCCCAGCCCAGGCCCAAUAGACCACCCAUGAUCUCCCUCUUCCCUGCCCUCCCACCCAGUUUUACUACCCCCAUCCUGACUGCCAGUGUGACGUACUUCCCCAGCUAACCAUCCCUCUCAUGGCCUGUCUCAUGGCGAGUAUGCAGCAGCUGCACCUCAACACUACGUCACCCAGCCCACCUUUACCCUGCUCUGCCCUCAAACACACAUCUCAGCAAACUAUUGUACACACACACUCACACAAAGAAAACACACACACAAAAACACACACACACACGACUCAAAGGUCACAAAGUCACACACACACACACACACACACACACACACACACACACACACACACACACACACACACACACACACACACACACACACACACACACACACACACACACACGUACGUACACACGUACGUACACACACAGUAAAAAAGACUCCCUGGGGAACUGCUACUCUGCCUUAUUCGUCUCUGGCAAAGUUGUGUGGCCUAGCGAGCUAACUAGCUGCCGCUCCUCACCUCACCUCACCUCACCUCACCUCAGCGCUCUCCACACCGUCUUACAGUGUUACUACCCCCACCCCCAGCCUUCGGAAAACCAUGAAGUACUCUUGCUUUACUAUGAAGGGACAAACAAAGAAAACAAGAAAAGCAAACAAAAAAAAGAAACGAAGAAAAAAAUAUUGAAUACGCUACUCUAGGUACAAGUGCAUUUUUUUUAAACGUAUGAACUGUGUUGCAGAGUGUGUGCGUGCACUCAGAAGCUACAUGAUGUAUGCGUGCGUGUGUGUACAUGUCACAUGCUUACAUGUCACAGUCAUACGAUGUGUCUGGCCCUCCGCAGCCGAGCUAAGCAUCUCACUAUAGACGGUGUUUAAGUGUACGCACAUGUAGACCACAUGUAUGUUAUGUACCUUAGGUAUGCGUGUAUGUGAGCAUGCCACAAUCCACGCGUCCCGGUCGGACGUGUGGCGGUCAGCUGCAUAUGAACUGUGUGUAAGUGUACCCGUGUGCAAACGGCACAUGUAUGUAUGAAUGUGUACACACCACACAUCACGCUCAUGUGUGGCCUUCCCCAACAAUGCGAUAUAAACCACUCACCUAUAGCAAGACGUCACGCCACACCUACCUAGAUGACCUUUCUGACCUUCGCCCCCCUCACCCGACCACUAACAAGGCAGCGCUGCCCUGCUGCUUGUCCUAUCGAUAUGUCACCGCUGACGUUGUUGCUCUGGUUGGACCGAUGUCUGUUCUUCAGUGACAGAACUCUGUGAAAAAAAAGCAUCUCUGUGAUUUUUCCCCCCCAUCGCCUGACUCUUGGCUUCUACGGUGGACACACAUGGCAUGGACUUGGAAAACAAAACAAACAAAAGGACAAAAAAGUUUAAACUGUGAAGUUUCAACCUGCCACUACAUCUCUUGAUAGAAAUGACAAAGCAUUUGUUCAUGCUUUAGGAAUGCUUCCAGGUCUUAACUGGUUGUUGAAUUACAGUAACCCUUUUUAAUGUUA
This is a messenger RNA of Engraulis encrasicolus (European anchovy), 7859 nucleotides long. RefSeq names its product myosin-10. NCBI's taxonomy places the organism in Eukaryota, Metazoa, Chordata, Actinopteri, Clupeiformes, Engraulidae. Gene Ontology annotation, cellular component: myosin II complex; myosin filament; cytoplasm. Gene Ontology annotation, biological process: mitotic cytokinesis; regulation of cell shape; actomyosin structure organization. The transcript is spliced from 43 exons. The record is from RefSeq and is a predicted model, not a curated record. Gene Ontology annotation, molecular function: microfilament motor activity; actin filament binding; ATP binding. Bases 202 to 6177 code for a protein of 1991 amino acids.